Messenger RNA from Lodderomyces orthopsilosis Co 90-125, 621 nucleotides. RefSeq lists its product as uncharacterized. Gene Ontology annotation, cellular component: dynactin complex. Bases 1 to 621 code for a protein of 206 amino acids. Lineage: Eukaryota; Fungi; Ascomycota; Pichiomycetes; Serinales; Debaryomycetaceae. The record is from RefSeq and is a predicted model, not a curated record. The transcript has a single exon.
AUGUCGCAGAACCACGAUGAUUCACUUGUGUACUGUCCGUUUGAUAGCACUGAACUGAAGGUAGACCCAAACUUUUUGUUUCCACGACACCAAUUAUACUUUUGUCCAUUUUGUCAACUACAUAGAGCGCCUUAUCAAACGUAUUUCAAGAUAGAGUCCAGAUUCUGCUCAUCAUGUCUUACUGAGUUUAGAAAAGAGUCGAAACGAUAUACUUGUUCCAAAAAUUGCUUCAUUUGCCCAGAAUGUGCUUCUGAUAUGAAGAUUACGGUCAGAGACCAUGAUAAAGGUGCAAAGUCGUUUAAGUUUAGGUGUACUGAAUGCCCGUAUAUCUUCCAAACUUCCAUAUUUUGUCUGCCCAAACCGUUACGGGAUAUUAUUGAAAGUGAUAAAAACGAUUCGUUUUCAAGACUUUGCAAUGACAUAAAAAACGGUGUCUUGAAAGGACAAACUGAAAAUCGUGUUAGUGAUCAGACAAGGAAAAAUCUAGAGCUAAUGAAUAAAGCGACAAGGCAGGAGACCAGGAUGAGUGAAGUCAAAAAGUAUCCGCUUCCCAGACGGUUGACAAUGAGGAAGAGUAUUUACUGUGUUAAAUGCAAUACGAUGGUGUCCACUCCAAUAUGA